Messenger RNA from Carlito syrichta (Philippine tarsier), 1069 nucleotides. RefSeq names its product exosome component 7 (gene EXOSC7). Gene Ontology annotation, cellular component: cytoplasmic exosome (RNase complex); nuclear exosome (RNase complex). NCBI's taxonomy places the organism in Eukaryota, Metazoa, Chordata, Mammalia, Primates, Tarsiidae. The record is from RefSeq and is a predicted model, not a curated record. The transcript is spliced from 8 exons. Gene Ontology annotation, biological process: exonucleolytic trimming to generate mature 3'-end of 5.8S rRNA from tricistronic rRNA transcript (SSU-rRNA, 5.8S rRNA, LSU-rRNA); U4 snRNA 3'-end processing; U1 snRNA 3'-end processing. The coding region runs from base 51 to 926 and encodes 291 amino acids.
GAGGCGUCGCAGGCAAAUGACGCGCGCUGCUCGCGGAGCAGCUUGGCAGCAUGGCGUCCGUGGCCCUGAGCGAGGCAGAGAAGGUGUACAUCGUGCACGGCGUCCAGGAAGACCUCCGUGUGGAUGGCCGUGGCUGUGAGGACUACCGAUGUGUUGAAGUGGAAACUGACGUGGUAUCCAACACCAGUGGGUCUGCUAGGGUCAAGCUGGGUCACACAGACAUCUUGGUGGGAGUGAAAGCAGAAAUGGGGACACCGAAGCUGGAGAGACCGAAUGAAGGCUACUUGGAGUUCUUUGUUGACUGUUCAGCCAAUGCUACCCCUGAAUUUGAAGGUCGAGGAGGUGAUGACCUUGGCACAGAGAUUGCUAACACCCUCUACCGGAUAUUUAACAAUAAGAGCAGCGUCGACCUGAAGUCCCUCUGCAUUAGUCCUCGGGAACACUGCUGGGUUCUCUAUGUGGAUGUGCUGCUGCUGGAGUGUGGUGGAAAUUUGUUUGAUGCCAUUUCCAUUGCUGUAAAGGCUGCUCUCUUCAAUACAAGGAUACCAAGAGUUCGUGUUCUGGAGGAUGAAGAGGGGUCAAAGGACAUUGAACUGUCAGAUGACCCUUAUGACUGCAUUAGACUAAGUGUGGAGAAUGUCCCCUGCAUUGUCACUCUGUGCAAGAUUGGCUAUCGACAUGUGGUGGAUGCCACUCUUCAGGAAGAGGCCUGCUCUUUGGCCAGCUUGCUGGUGUCAGUGACCAGCAAGGGAGUUGUGACGUGCAUGAGGAAAGUGGGGAAGGGCAGCCUGGACCCAGAGAGCAUCUUCGAGAUGAUGGAGACUGGCAAGCGAAUGGGCAAGGUGCUGCACACCUCCUUGCAGAGCGUCCUACAAAAGGAAGAAAGCCUGGGACCCAAGAGACAGAAAGUCGGAUUCCUGGGGUGAUUCAAGCAUCAUCCCCUCAAUUGUGUGAAUUGUUUGUUUUUAUUUCUCCUUCUAAACUGAAGUUUGUAUAUAUUUUCUUAACUGUCAUAAGUUGAAAGCAACAUUUGUACAUGUACAAUUAAAAUCUGUUUUCUGGUCUGGUU